This is a messenger RNA of Emys orbicularis (European pond turtle), 1467 nucleotides long. It is a transcript of the gene SUSD4, whose product is annotated as sushi domain containing 4. Gene Ontology annotation, biological process: negative regulation of complement activation, alternative pathway; negative regulation of complement activation, classical pathway. The record is from RefSeq and is a predicted model, not a curated record. The transcript is spliced from 8 exons. The coding region runs from base 1 to 1467 and encodes 488 amino acids. NCBI's taxonomy places the organism in Eukaryota, Metazoa, Chordata, Testudines, Emydidae.
AUGUAUCAUGGAAUGAACCCGAGCAGCGGGGAUCCAUUCCUAGAGAAGCAGCAGCAGCAGUCCCUGUCCCCCCGGAGACUCUUCGUGGUGAUCUUGUGGCUUCAGCUGGCGCUGUGCUUCGGCCCUGCACAGAUCACGGGCGGAUUUGAUGACCUCCAUGCUUGUGUUGAUCCUGGAGUCCCUGAACAUGGAUACAAGACACCCAGUGCAGGUGUUUUCUUUGAAAGUGCUGUAGUCCGGCUUCACUGUCAAGAAGGAUACAGGCUUAAGGGUCCUUCGAAAAAGAUUUGUGUGAGACAUUUUAAUGGCUCCUUGAGCUGGAAACCAAGCGAUAAACCUGUGUGCCUACAAGAAGAUUGCCUUGUUCCACGUGUUGAAGAUGCAGAGGUUCAUAACAAGACAUACAGGACUGGAGAUAAGUUAAUAAUCAGUUGUCAUGAAGGAUUCCAGAUCCGUUACCCCGACUUAGACAACAUGGUUUCAAUAUGUCAAGAUGAUGGAAUGUGGGAUAAUCUGCCCAUUUGUCAAGGUUGCCUGAGGCCAUUGGUUCUUCCUCAUAGUUACAUUAACAUAUCUGAGUUCGAGUCCUCCUUCCCAGUAGGAACAGUGGUAUAUUAUCAGUGCUUUCCUGGAUAUAAACUAAAGGGGACAAAGUUCCUUGAGUGCAUGUAUAACCUUAUCUGGUCACAUAGCUCACCUAGGUGCCUUGAUGUGGAAGUUUGUCCACUACCUCCAAUGGUGAUUCAUGGAGAUUAUAUUUGCCAUCCGCGGCCUUGUGAGCGUUAUAACCAUGGAACUGUGGUUGAAUUCUAUUGUGAUCCUGGUUACACUCUUACCAAUGACUACAAAUACAUCACCUGCCAAAAAGGAGAAUGGUUUCCCUCAGCUCAAGUAUACUGUGUCAAAACAGAGCAAACCUGGCCAAAUACACAGGAAACCCUCCUGACUACAUGGAAAAUAGUGGCAUUUACUGCUACCAGCGUUCUACUGGUACUUCUGUUGGUUAUUCUAGCCAGGAUGUUCCAGACCAAAUUUAAGACGCAUUUCCUUCCAAGAGGUGCCCAGGAGAGUUCCACCAGCAACCCCGACUUCGUGGUAGUGGAUGGUGUUCCUGUCAUGCUGCCUUCCUAUGAUGAAGCUGUGAGCAGUGGUUUGAAUGCCUUGGCACCGGGAUACUCAUCUCCUGCAGGCCAGGGGCAAGUUUUGCAGACAGACGAUCAGAACCCUCCAGCUUAUCCCGGCCCAGGAGAGACAGACACAUUACCUGCUGAAUUUGAGAGCUGUGAUAGCAUAUCAGGCUCCUCCGAACUUCUCCAAAGUUUAUAUUCAUCCUCUGUGUGCCAAAUGGGCGUGCAUCCUAUUUCAGAUAGAACUGAGGUGAUCAAUAGCACCACUGGGGAGGCUGCAUCCACAAGCCCAAGUAUCGAUAUUGCAGAUGAAAUUCCAUUGAUGGAAGAAGACCCUUAA